This is a messenger RNA of Salvelinus namaycush (lake trout), 489 nucleotides long. RefSeq names its product juxtaposed with another zinc finger protein 1-like. The transcript is spliced from 5 exons. NCBI's taxonomy places the organism in Eukaryota, Metazoa, Chordata, Actinopteri, Salmoniformes, Salmonidae. Bases 1 to 489 code for a protein of 162 amino acids. The record is from RefSeq and is a predicted model, not a curated record.
AUGCCUAAGUCAGGGUACACAGAUCCUCGUGUUCUGGAGAAACAGGAGCAACAACAGCCCACCUACCUGGCCCUGAGCUACAUCAACAGGUUUAUGACGGACGCGGCACGUCGGGAGCAGGAGACCCUGAAGAAGAAGGCCACACCCAAACUUUCCCUGUCAAUCACAGGUGGCGUGUCUCGGAACAGCGUGGCCACACCUCCACGGCACAGCAACGGCAACCUGACUCCCCCCGUGACUCCUCCCAUCACACCCUCCUCCUCCUUCCGUAGCAGCACGCCCACAGGCGCUUGGGUUAUGAGUCAUGAGGAUUCUGGGAAGGAGAAUGAGCUGGUGUUACUGUGGAAAUGGACAAGGGCCUCAUUUAGGCCCUUAAUUCCCCUGGGAAGAGAGCUCUUCUACCCCGGCUGGAAGCAGACGUAUUCUCAGGCCCCUGUUAGUUCACAGGUCAACAUCAGUAUAGCCGGCCAACACUUCACCACAACUUGA